GCCAAUCUCUUCACCGCCUACCGCAGAGACAGGUCCUUUUUUUUCUCUGCUUUUUUUAUGCGUCUAUGGAACCCAUUCGACAGCAGGAUAACUCGCAGAAGGACUUCCUGGCCUCACUGUUUCCCGAGUUCACUGGGGACUUGCAUCGUUCUGCACUGGAUGCUCACCAGACCACCCUCAACAGUGGGCUGAUACAAGGACAGCGCAUCCACAACCACCAACUGUCAAAUAGCGUGCCCUUCACCCCUCCUAUGGACCUUCUGGCAAUGAGCAAUCUUAUGUCCAUGCAGGGUAUGGAUCCCAAUCAACAGAACCUGUCCUCUGCAUCGACCUUCACACCCCAAUUGCUUCUCGAGCAACAAUACAAACUCACCCAGCUACACCAACUACAGCAACUCCAGAACCAGAUACAGAGCCAGAUAUUCCAGCAGCAACUUGCGCUUAUCAGCGGACAAACGACGCUUGCUGCCCAAGAUUCCAGUGCAGAAGCUCAGCGUGAACAAGUCCCGUCGGGUGCAUUUAAUGGCCUUCCCACUCCUUUAUCGUCCACCGAGCUUCGUCCUCUUCCUGAUUCCGAUUUCCUAAACCGUCUGAACACGCCGUAUACCAAUUCUCACCAAGAUUUGUACAAUUCUCAAGCGAUGGAUAGUAUUCCUUUGCCUUCCCCACAGGAGCCUGCAGGAACGAGUUAUUACAUGAGGCACCCAGGAUCCGCCUCCGCCCCUGCAAAUAUCGCUUUCCACAUGAGCCCCCCAUUCCCUCUCCCAUCUCCUUCCGAUCUUGACAUCGAUGUUUCCCCACUUACUAGUCCAUGGCUGGCUGCCUCUCAGCAGCAACCCGUCAGAUCAGCGGCCAAACGCGCCGCGUCUCCGAGCGCCGAAGAUCAUCCCCAAACGAGCAGGAAACGUCUGACCCCUGCGUCUACUGCCGCGAAAAAGACACCUCGGAAUGCCAAAUCGGCAACGUCAACCCCCCUGUUGCGCUCCGUCAAGGGAAGGCGGAACAGCACUAUUGCAGAAAAUGACUCUCCUUCACCCGUUGACUUAUCCAUGCCACCCCCUGCACCACCAGGCACGAAUUCUUCACCUCCCUUACCAACCAAUGCAGAUAUUGCGACCGUGCCCUCACAAGAGGAUACCCGCAUCACUCCAGUUACACCGGCUAGCAUCAUGAACCUGGGUCGACUGGGUGUCAGUAGUAGUCUUGCACCCACGUCGCAAGCUUCACGUGGGGAACCCGCAAAAUCCAAGCUUCCUGCGGAGACCGCCUCGGCCAAGGGUUCUCGGAGACUUACGCUACCAUUAAUCAGCCCUGGACCGAAACCCAUCCUUCCAGCUGGACCUCCAUCCGCGGUCAAUCUCAGCUCAUCGACGGUGUCCCAGCCCGUGCCACAGACGCGCAAGUCACACAAGGACGCAGAGCAAAAACGACGAGAUUCUCUCAAAACGGCUUACGAUGAUCUGCGUAUGCUCCUCCCACCGAUCCCGCUUCCUUCGGACGAAAACUUCCCAGACGAGCCAAUCUUACCUGGCGCACUACCGCCUCGGGGACCACCCAAGGCUGGUGGGGACGGUCCUAACAAGGGUGUGAGCAAGCUGCAGUUACUGCGAUGUGGGAAUGACUACAUAAGACGUCUCGAAGAGCGAGUAGACAGGCGCGACAAAGAGAUCAUGGAUCUGAGGAAGGAGGUACUGAGGCUACGCCUGUUGGCAGGCGACGACGGGCUCAGGGGCGAGGAAAGCAUUGAUCUGGAGAAAGACUUGGAUGCCAUCGAAGCAGGGAGCAAGCCACUUGGGCAAUCAUCUGCCACCAUGGGUGAAGACGAUGGAGAUGACGGGGAUGAGUGAAAGUUACCGACGGAAGAAGGAAAUAUGAAUGUAUUUAUCUUACUUUCGUCUUUUUGCAGUGAACAUAUGAUAUGUACUACGCUUCGGGGGUUGACCAGAAUCCAGAUGCGCUUUUUUUGCGAAAC
Messenger RNA from Pisolithus orientalis, 1972 nucleotides. RefSeq lists its product as uncharacterized. Gene Ontology annotation, molecular function: protein dimerization activity. The record is from RefSeq and is a predicted model, not a curated record. The transcript is spliced from 5 exons. Lineage: Eukaryota; Fungi; Basidiomycota; Agaricomycetes; Boletales; Pisolithaceae. The coding region runs from base 66 to 1847 and encodes 593 amino acids.